CUGGCAGACACGUAAACACUGAAAUCUGUGGUACUGAAAUUAUUAUAAACGAUUAUAAAGCCUUUUACAACGCUAGACUCACAGAGUCUGCAGGAAUCUGUGGCCGAUAACCGGGCAUUUCGAAGGAAAUCGCUCCGGCAAAGAAUUAAGAACUAGUUUGGUGCGUGUGUUUCUUCAAUAUUAGCGGGAUAGUUACGUCCCAGUUUGUCCUGCAACGACGGUUUGGUACUUGGAAUCUACAACACCAAAUCUGCAUCGCAAGAAAAUAUCAAAACAUGGAGCGCAACAAUGAGAAAGUGUUAAAGUUUUUACCGAUCAGCUCUUUUGUUCAUAAUGAUUUUUGGCACAAAUAUGUUGAUAUCAAAAUGGACAUCGAUCGACUAGAUGAAAAUGGACGACCGAUUCAAGGUUUUCUACAGCUUUCCCAAAGUUCAUUGCCGUUGCUUCAAAUUGAUUGCAGUUCCUUGAACUCUACCACUCUUGCGGCGCAUCGUGGAAAUGACUUUGUUUGUAAAGGCAUUUUUCUAAACUACAAUACGAUCGAAUCGUUCAAGCAAUGUGAUAAGAAAAUAUUACUUAAGGAACACUCUCAACGGAUCUACAAAGAACUUGUCAAUCAGCAGUGUUUGGCGAACAGUUUGGAUAUUUUGAAGUUCUUAGUGAUUUCAUUUUCGGAUUUGAAGGGUUACAAAUUCUACUAUUGGUUUGCAUUUCCGGUUCCUGCGAACUUGAUCUACUCUCAUCAGCGCUUUUCAUCACUACCAGCUUCUAUUGCUGAUGGUUUUAAACAACAUUUCUUGGAAUGGGUAGAAUCAUCUCAACAAAACUACAAAGGUCUAACUGAAAUCUUUUUCAUCUAUAAGCCGAAUGUCGGCAUCGGAUUGCUCCAAAACUACAUACGACAGACUGAACCAAGCUCCAAUUUCCAUGAUGAAAACCUUGAAAACAUCUAUUUUUGUUUCUAUGAUACUACGCCUUGCGCAAACGACGACUUAUCAUCGCCCUUAGGCUGGCAUGUUAGGCAAUUUUUGUUCUACCUUACAAUAACUUGUCCAAAUAUUGCAGAGAAAACGACAAGAUGGAUUAGAGUGUGUAAUGCCAGCCCCGGCGAGUUUUCCUUUUUCAGUGCGAGCAUUACGCUUCCAAAACAUAUAUCAAAUCUAGCCGACAUAGAUGAUUGGGUGGGCUGGGAAAUCAACGAUGCUGGCCGAUAUGCUCCCCGGUUCGUGUCGUUGGUGGAGAAUAUGGCGCCAAAAUGCGUUGCAGAAAAUGCGAUUAAUUUAAACCUAAGGUUAAUGAAAUGGAGACUUGUUCCUACGCUGGAUUUAAAAGCCAUCAAUACAACACGCUGUUUGCUUCUGGGUGCGGGAACCCUAGGAUGCAAUGUCGCUAGAUCAUUGAUGGCUUGGGGAAUCAAUACGAUAACAUUCGUCGAUUAUGGACGAGUAUCAUUUUCAAAUCCUGUUCGCCAAACAUUGUACCGGUACGAAGAUGCCUUGAACGGUGGCAAACCAAAAGCUUCAACUGCGGCUGAUCGGCUUAAGGAGAUCAAUCCUGCUAUAACAGCUUCCGGUGAAAAUAUACUUAUUCCAAUGCCUGGACAUCCCGUGGAUAACACGACAGGUAUUGGCGAAAUAAAAGCAGUACUGGAAAAAAUGACGAAGCUAAUAGAAGAGCACGAUGUAAUAUUUCUUUUGACGGAUUCGAGGGAAAGCCGUUGGCUACCAUCAAUGCUGGCGGCUUUUCAUGGAAAGCUAGCGAUCAAUGCAGCGCUCGGGUUUGAUUCGUACGUGGUAAUGCGGCAUGGGUAUCGGUCUUCAAAAUUGCAAUCGCAAGGUAACAUGCAGGACACAUCAAACGGAUUCAUACGUAUCGAUGGUGGCAAUCUGGGUUGCUAUUUUUGUAACGACGUUGUGGCACCUGGAAAUUCGUUGAAGGAUCGUACGUUAGAUCAGCAGUGUACAGUUACUAGACCAGCUGUUUCCAGUAUCGCUGCUGGUUUGGCUGUAGAGCUUAUGGUAUCAUUGGUACAACAUGCUCAAGGAUUUGGUGCCCCAGCAUAUUAUCGCACACCACGCAGUGAUCCUGCUAGCAUUGGGCAAGAACCAGAAGGCAUAUUAGGCAUCCUACCGCAUUCUAUACGGGGAAAUAUUUCCACCCAAUCAACGAUGAUUACUGCUACUGAACGUUUUAAAAAAUGUGUUGCAUGUUCUUCGUUUGUUAUUGACCGCUACUCAAAGGAAAAAGAAGCAUUCAUUAUUGAAGUGUUGAAUUCUGCUAAAACGCUGGAAGUAACGGUAGGAUUGGACUAUUCGAUUACCCCUGACAAGAAUGAUGACAAACAGUUUCCCACUGCAAUAAGACUAUGACUACGUGCGCAAACUAAUUAUCCAUUGACCUGGGAAAGCGCUGUUGGUUACACAAUGUUUGCCUAUAAUAUUGAUCACGGCUUAAAUGGACCAUGGGAAGUAAAUUUUCAUGGAAAUGAAGCUGAAUCUUCAAAAACGGAAUAUAUUA
Molecule: messenger RNA, 2517 nt
Organism: Anopheles aquasalis
Lineage: Eukaryota; Metazoa; Arthropoda; Insecta; Diptera; Culicidae
Gene: Atg7
Product: Autophagy-related 7
Biological process (GO): protein modification by small protein conjugation; autophagosome assembly; C-terminal protein lipidation
Cellular component (GO): phagophore assembly site; cytoplasm
Molecular function (GO): Atg8 activating enzyme activity; Atg12 activating enzyme activity
Source: RefSeq, a predicted model, not a curated record